Rosa chinensis is the source of this 1782-nucleotide messenger RNA. Its product is annotated as tRNA dimethylallyltransferase 9. Bases 78 to 1481 code for a protein of 467 amino acids. The record is from RefSeq and is a predicted model, not a curated record. The transcript is spliced from 11 exons. Gene Ontology annotation, biological process: tRNA modification; cytokinin biosynthetic process. Gene Ontology annotation, molecular function: tRNA dimethylallyltransferase activity. NCBI's taxonomy places the organism in Eukaryota, Viridiplantae, Streptophyta, Magnoliopsida, Rosales, Rosaceae.
CACAUAAAAUAAAAUAAGACACUCCAAAACCUCACUCUCGGUUCAUCCAAAACCCAAAACCCCAUUAAAACCUCAAAAUGAUUAUCAGCAGUAGCGUCCGGACAGGGUUCCCACGCUUUCCAUCCUCGUCGGAGAAGCGUGUCUUCCGGUUGGCAGUCAAGUUUACUUUCACUCUCCGGCGGCGACCUUUCACCACCUUGUGCUCUGUUUCGGCCACCCAGAAGAAGAAGAGCAAGGAGAAGGUGAUCGUGGUAUCGGGGCCCACCGGAGCCGGGAAGAGCCGGCUGGCACUCGAGCUAGCUAAGGUGCUCAACGGCGAGAUUAUCAGCGCCGACUCUGUCCAGGUUAAAUUGACUUCAUUUGAUAUGGCCUUUGCGGCACAGGUAUAUCGGGGUCUUGAUGUUGGAUCGGCAAAGCCUUCUCCAGGUGAUAGAAAGGAAGUACCACAUCAUCUGGUUGACAUAUUGCACCCAUCUGAAGACUACUCGGUUGGACAAUUUUAUGACGAUGCAAGGCAAGCUACAAGGUGUAUUCUUGACAAUGGGCGUGUUCCCAUAGUUACUGGUGGCACUGGAUUGUACUUGCGAUGGUUAAUAUAUGGAAAACCAGAUGUUCCCAAAGCCUCAAAAGAGAUCGCAUCUGAAGUGUCUUCUGAGUUGGCAGAUUUAGAAAGAAAUGGACACUGGGAUGCAGCUGUGCAGUUGGUGAUCAAAGCAGGUGACCCUAAGGCUCAAUUUUUGGCUGCUAAUGAUUGGUACCGAUUAAGACGCAGCCUGGAGAUCAUCAAGUCUAGUGGAUCACCUCCAUCUGCCUUCGAAGUACCGUAUGAUUCUUUCCGCAAAGAAUGUGAUUCUAGUGUAGUAGACACUAAUGACAUUAACUCCUCUGCUGAUGUUGUGGAGGAAGUUAAAUCAAAGGAAUUGGACUAUGACUUCAUUUGCUUUUUCCUCUCAAACCAAAGGGUUGAUCUAUACAGAUCAAUUGAUUGGCGAUGUGAAGAUAUGGUGUCAGGAACUGAUGGUAUCUUGUCUGAGGCCAGAUGGCUUCUUGAUGCGGGUCUUAUUCCAAAUUCCAAUUCAGCAACCAGAGCAAUUGGUUACAGACAAGCUAUGGAGUAUUUAUUAUUGUGUAGGGAGCAAGGAGGUAGUUCUUCACCAAGAGAGUUCUACAACUUUUUGACUGAAUUUCAAAAGGCAUCUAGAAAUUUUGCAAAACGGCAAUUGACAUGGUUUCGUAACGAGCAAAUCUAUCACUGGCUUGACGCUUCCAAACCCUUGGAUACUGUUCUAAACUUUAUUUGUGAUGCAUACCAUGACAAAAGUGGAAAUUGGGUUGUGCCUGAAUCACUGCAAAUGAAGAAAGAAUUGUCAAGCCGCCGAGAAGAGUCUGAACUAAAGAGCUAUCGAACUAAGAACAGGCAUUUUAUCAGACGUGAAGAUUGUUCAGAUAUUCUAGACUGGAUACAGAGAACACAAGGCUGAAACAAUGAAUUGUCAUUUAAUAUUCACUUCCUUGGUGCUUGAUUUUUGCCAAAGCAUCUGAUAUGAUCAAACAGAACUAUACUUGAGUAGGGAUAAUCUUCUCCUUACCGGCCAAAAAAUCUCAUCGCAGAGUUUGUUUCUUUGGAUAGGUUAGCUUUUAAGGCUCCAGCUUACAGCAGCUUUCAUGUUGAGUCCUCACUGUGAUUUAUGUAUCUUUGCAAAAGCUCAACAAAAAUAACUUUUUAUUAUACAAUCUAAAAUAUGGAUCCAUUUUCUGAUAAUGGAUCUAGUCUUUAAUAAA